Messenger RNA from Clarias gariepinus (North African catfish), 2293 nucleotides. RefSeq names its product opioid receptor, mu 1 (gene oprm1). Gene Ontology annotation, molecular function: beta-endorphin receptor activity; morphine receptor activity; G-protein alpha-subunit binding. Gene Ontology annotation, cellular component: neuron projection; membrane. Gene Ontology annotation, biological process: G protein-coupled opioid receptor signaling pathway; neuropeptide signaling pathway; sensory perception of pain. The transcript has 3 exons. The record is from RefSeq and is a predicted model, not a curated record. NCBI's taxonomy places the organism in Eukaryota, Metazoa, Chordata, Actinopteri, Siluriformes, Clariidae. The coding region runs from base 189 to 1310 and encodes 373 amino acids.
CACGCGCUGUUGAGUGACCGGAUAAAGUGGUACACCGCGCUGUGCGCACGGGGCUCUCGCGCGUCUAAGGUUUUCGAGGCAGCACGGACGCCGGCGCGCAUUAAACAGACCGGGUGUCGGUAGGAGAGAGAGAGCGUGUGUGUGUGUGAGAGAGAGAGGUGUAAACAACACAACUCGAACCGAGAGCUAUGGAGAGCAUGGCGAACGUCUCAGUGCAUCACCUUCAGCUCUCCAACACCAGCGCGUUCUGCAACAACGCCACUCUCCUGGAGAACAGCACGUGCGUGGAACCCGACCAGAUCAAAGGCUCGACCCCCGUCAUCAUCGCCAUCAUCAUCACCGCGCUUUACUCCGUCGUGUGUGUGAUGGGGCUGGUGGGCAACGUGCUCGUCAUGUAUAUGAUCAUCAGAUACACCAAAAUGAAGACUGCGACAAACAUCUACAUCUUUAACCUGGCCCUGGCAGAUGCCUUGGCUACCAGCACUCUCCCUUUCCAAAGUGUGAACUAUCUCAUGGGCACCUGGCCUUUUGGCGACAUCCUGUGCAAGAUUGUCAUGUCGAUAGACUAUUACAACAUGUUUACAAGCAUCUUUACGUUGACCACUAUGAGCGUAGACCGCUAUAUCGCAGUGUGCCACCCUGUGAAAGCUUUGGACUUCAGGACCCCGCGCAAUGCCAAGAUCGUCAACGUCUGCAACUGGAUCCUGUCGUCUGCUAUCGGUCUGCCAGUCAUGAUCAUGGCUUCAACUAUUAACACCCUUGAAUACCCCACCCCCGGCAUUGUUGAUUGCACUCUUGUGUUCCCUCACCCAUCCUGGUAUUGGGAGAACCUGCUAAAGAUCUGCGUUUUCAUCUUUGCCUUCAUAAUGCCUGUGUUGAUAAUCACCGUGUGCUACGGCCUGAUGAUCCUGCGCCUGAAGAGCGUGCGCAUGCUGUCCGGUUCCAAGGAGAAGGACCGCAACCUGCGCCGCAUCACACGCAUGGUGCUAGUCGUGGUGGCCGUCUUCAUCGUGUGCUGGACCCCCAUCCACAUCUUCGUGAUCAUCAAGGCCCUGGUGACCAUCCCCAACUCUCUGCUGCAGACCAUCACCUGGCACUUCUGCAUCGCUUUGGGUUACACCAACAGCUGCCUCAACCCAGUGCUAUAUGCCUUUCUGGAUGAGAACUUUAAACGCUGUUUCCGUGAGUUCUGCAUACCCACCCCGUCAGUGCUCGACCUGCAGAACUCGAUGCGCUCAACGCGCACCCGCAACCCACAGCGCGAAGCUCAGUCCAGCCCCACAGUAGACCGAACCAACCGGCAGGUAUGACUAGCAGUGGAGAUGUCAUCACUGGAUUUGCGCUGCCAGCCCAGUGUUGACAUCACCUCAGAACUCACACAAGUCACCACGGGUCUCUGAGCUCUGUCGGGUUUGAAACUACCGGUCCGCUGUGAUGGUCAUGGAGAUCUCCCAUGACGGUUUGAUUAAGCCUAAAAAUUGCAUUUCAUAUGCUAGCAAAGUAGUGUGACUCAUCAGUUUGAAUGUGUACCACACCACAUACUGUAUUCACUCAAGUAUAGUGUACCAUGAGAAAACCUUAUAUGAACAUCCAAGUCAGUACAAACUCGCUGGCAUGUUGCACAUUAGACUAGUUGUGAUUCAUAGGACAACAUAUGUUAUAUGAUAAAUAUUGCAUUUAUGCUUUUCUUUUUCUCUGAUUGAUUUUCACUGUGCAAUCAGAAAAAGACUGAAAAGAAAUUUUGAUCUUUAUCACCAGUUUCUUUAAUGCUGUACUUUUAUUGUAAAUAAUAUUUUCCUAAACAAAACAUGCUUUAUAUUUGUUGAAAUGUUUCGCUCGAUCGAAUCAGCUGUCAUACAUACUUAUAAACAUAUAAGUAUUAUAUAUCACAGAUUUAAAAGGAAUGUCACAUCCAAACAUUUCCACCUGUUACCAAGCAGUAUAAUAUGUAAGGUGUUGUUUUUUUCAGCUGGGCCACUUGCACUGCAAUGUAUUAUUAUUUUUUUUUAUUUAUGCAGUGAUUAUUGCUAGACUAGGCUUGUAUUUCUUGGAGUCAAAAGCACAAUGUGAGCAAUUUGUUCUAUAAAAUGGCACAUAUGCAGUUGUCAUGCUUCAGUGGUGACAUAUUAUGUACGUGAUUAUGCCAAUGUGUUAUUUGUCAAAUCAGAUUUGUAAGCUAUUAAUCAACUUUGCAUUACUGAGGUCUUGAACGAAAAUAUAUUUAUCUUUGCUUGCAUGACAACAUUUUGUUCUGACAAGAUAUGAACAGGUUGUACUUAAAAUAUGUUAAUAU